UGUGAACUGUUUGUAAUUGAUAUCACGUUUUGUGUGAAAUAUUUGACAAAACAUUUAGUUUUCAAUAAAAUUGAUUUUUUAUUGAAAUUGUAUUCAAAUUGAAUUGAUUUUGAAUUUGUUUGGAUUGGAUGUCAUGUCUCCCCAACUGAAGAGCAAAACCAAACGAGACGAUAGACGAAGAAAGAGUUCCAGUGGUAGCAGUGGAUCGAGUCGUAGUCGAAGUGCUUCAAGAAGCAGUUCCAGUGGUUCAUCGUCUCGUUCUUCAAGUUCAGGAUCUUCUCGUUCAUCUGCAUCACACUCAAGAUCUCGUUCGCCGUCGCGUUCGAGCAGCUCUUCGCGAUCUCGCGCCUCAUCUUCGCACAGACGUCGAGGUCGGUCUCCGUCACCAAAACGAGUUCGUAAGCCCUCACCAUCUCCACGACCGACACGAGUCCACAUCGGAAGACUCACAAGAAAUGUUACUAAAGAUCAUGUGUUGGAAAUAUUCAGUGUUUAUGGAACCGUAAGAACCGUUGAAAUGCCAAUCGAUCGCAUUCAUCCACAUCUUAGUCGAGGAUUUGCUUACGUUGACUAUGAAAAAGGCGAAGACGCGGACAAAGCAAUUAAAUAUAUGGACGGCGGACAGGUUGACGGCCAAGAAGUGAGUGCUACUUUGGUUCUUCUUCCGAAGCGACCAUUUACAGGCCCGCCUCCCCGUCGCGGUCCUCCACCUAAUUGGCGCAGACCUUCGCCACCUCGAGGAAGACGCGGAAGAUCUCCACCGAGAUAUAGGUCUCCCCCUCGCCGUCGCUCUCGAAGCAAAUCUCGAUCUCCUCGCAGAAGACGAGCUUCGAGUUCACGCUCUUCUUCGCGUUAAAUCUUAAAUGUAUUCAUUUUAAUGAUAAACAGUAAUACUAUAUAUUCACAUAUA
Molecule: messenger RNA, 910 nt
Organism: Oppia nitens
Lineage: Eukaryota; Metazoa; Arthropoda; Arachnida; Sarcoptiformes; Oppiidae
Gene: RnpS1
Product: RNA-binding protein with serine-rich domain 1-B-like
Exons: 4
Coding region: 134-856 (240 amino acids)
Biological process (GO): mRNA splicing, via spliceosome
Cellular component (GO): cytoplasm; ASAP complex; nucleoplasm
Molecular function (GO): RNA binding
Source: RefSeq, a predicted model, not a curated record